Messenger RNA from Ruditapes philippinarum (Manila clam), 6996 nucleotides. RefSeq names its product transmembrane protein with metallophosphoesterase domain-like. Lineage: Eukaryota; Metazoa; Mollusca; Bivalvia; Venerida; Veneridae. Gene Ontology annotation, molecular function: hydrolase activity. Bases 279 to 1631 code for a protein of 450 amino acids. The record is from RefSeq and is a predicted model, not a curated record. The transcript has 4 exons.
CUGAAUUUUCUACGACUGUUCACUGAUUGUAAUCACCAUACAACCAACUUAUGUUUACACAUUUUCUGAAGUUUGGUUACUUUCACUUUGUUGCCAGUCGCUUAUAUACAUGAAAACUAUAAACAAAUACAAAAAGUUAUUGGUGAAUAAUGAUUUAAUUUGUGAAUUUGCUUGCUUUGCAUUUUAUUUAGAACAUAUAUUUCAUGUUUUAUCUACCUUAAUAAAUAUCAAUGUCUCUAUCAUUUAGCUUAUUUACAAUGUUGUGAGCAUUUUUCAAGAUGGCAGCCUCCAUGCGAAGGUGGAUUUUGAUCCCUGCUCUCAUUAUAAUUUUACUGUUUAUUUUCAAUCGAUGGGGUGUCAAUCAAAUGUUGGAUGAUCGAUGGCGAUCAAAAGUUAUGAGAUUCCAAAUUUCUUGUGUAAAUCAAACGUUUGCUAUUUUUAUGGCGUUAUUCAACUGGUUCAACCUGGCCUCAUUGUUUGACACAUCCAAUGUCAAUGCCAGAACUGGAGAUGAAAUAAAACAAAACCGCUUUAAGUUACAUUUUGAGAUUCAGUGGAGGGAAAUAGCUAAUUGGAAACAGUAUUCAGUGAAAUCAGCACUUUGGAGAGGAUUUCUAAUGACUGUUUUGAUAUUAUCACAAUUUGUCUAUACUUCAUUUUCUUUCCUUAUAUCAUCAAACCCAUAUGUUUUAACAUAUAUAUUCUUUCUUUGUCUGGCAUUGUCCAUACAAUUGUUUGCUGCUCUAGUCGUUUAUCAUACGAUAAAUUCUUUAUAUAAAUUAGCUACAAGGAAGUCAUCACAUCUUCGUAGACCAUCAAGAUUUCCUAAGAUAGCUAUAGUGUUAUAUGCCCUGUGUAUUAUUAUGGUUGGAUUCAACAACACAUUUAAAUUACCAGAAAUUAAGAAGGUGAACAUUCCAAUCAAAGAACUACCUAGACAUUUAGAUAAAAUGACAAUAACUUUUGUAAGUGAUAUUCACUUAGGACCAACAGUUGGGCAGCGAAGUCUGGAACAGGUUGUUCACAUGAUCAAUUAUUUACAGUCAGGUAAAAUACAGCUCUUGAUUAUUACACACGUAUACAAUUUAUAUGCACAGCUAACCCAUUAUAAUGCUAACUUCAUAAAAAUGCUCAUGGGAAAUCAUGAAUACUACACAACUGAUGCCCAGAACUGGCUUGAAAAACUAGAAUCCCUGGGUGUGAAGGUAUUACACAAUUCUAAUGUAAUUUUAAAUGGUAAAGGAGAUACAGGGAUAUGUCUAGCAGGGGUUGAUGAUCCAACAGCUGAUGCAUUUAGAUAUAUGGAUCAUACAAUGGACAUAGAUGGCGCUUUACAGUCAUGUGAUAAAAGCAGUCCUGUGAUACUGGUGGCUCAUCAACCAAAGGCAGCUAGAGCAGCACUUCAAUCAAACUACAGGCUGGAUCUUGUGCUCUCGGGACAUACACAUGGUGGACAAAUGUUUCCAUUAACUAUAGGAGCCUACUUGAUGAAUCCAUUUUAUGCAGGACUUUACAAGUAUAGAGAAAAUAGCCAUGUUUAUGUUUCCAUGGGAACCAUGUACUGGGGAAUACCAGUUCGCUUUGGAACCAAUAAAGAAAUCACCAAAAUAACACUUGUGACCAAAGAUUAAAUUUAUUACUUGUAUCUUAGUCAAACAGACUCUGGGAGUUCACUAGAGUUUUUCAAACCAAAGAUUUUAAAUGUUUUUUUGUUUUUUUUUAUAAAAACACAACAAGUAGGAAAGACUUCAAGUAUAUUAAUCAAAUGUUUAUAUAAUUGUUGUUGAAACAAUUAUAUGUUUUGUAAUGAAUGAGAAGAAGGAUGAUUAGUGCAAUAUGAUUUUAUUAGCCAUUGCUAAAAAUAUAAAACAAUACUGAAAUACUGGUAUAUCAUGCAAAAUAUAAGAUGAAUGAACUGUUUUUACCUGUAACCUGCUGUAACCAAAAGUGAUUACGAGAGGUGCCCAACUUAUUUUUGAACAAAAAUAAAACUGUAACCAAUUCUAAGGAAACACUCAUUUAUUGUAGUAAAUAUCCAAUAUGAAAUCCAUGACAGUUGUAAAUCAUCCUACAAUGCUUUGGACACGAUUUUAAAGUCUUUUUUAUAGUUUCUUGAAUGAGUUUGCGCCACUCGUCCUUCAGUGCCCUUUUUAGACUGACAAUCGUGUUUAUUUGCCGCUUCUGCAGCUGACUUUUUAGAACACCCCAGAUACCAAAGUCCAUCGGUGCAGCAUCAGGUGAUUUUGGCAUCCACUCCUCAGUGGUAAUAAAGUGAAAUUUGACGGUCUUUCAGAAAUGAAAGCGUUUUUUAGAUGUGUGACUAGAUGCACUGUCCUGGUUGAAUGUCAUUGAUUUUGCCCCACAGAAAAAAGUCUUGGAAAAUCUUUCUCCUAAAAUGGCUUUAGCACUUUGUUGAUAUAGUACUCAGAGUUCACCUUUGUACCUUUAUUGAUGAUCCGAAUCUCCGUUUCCCCUCUAGAAGACACACCAGUCCAUGCCAUGAAACUGCUGGCAAAAGCAUCGCGUUUGACAAACUUCAAUUUCUAACCAAGGACAUCCCCUUUUCUAAUAUAACAUACCUUUCUUCGCCCAUAACUUCCGCCUAAGUAAAACAUAGCCUCAUCCAAAGUGACAAAGUUUUUCCACUGGUUUCACUGUAACUUCAGAUAAAGCUUCCAAGAUCUGGCCCUGCGCGUCUUAAUUUGUGCCAUGUUAUGUUGAUGAACUUUGCACUUCUUUUAUCAUAAUUUUGCUUUCAGAAUUUUAUUUAUAAUGUUAUAGAUAGUUCUCUUUGUCGCUUAUUUUAGUACAUACCAAUUUUUCGAUCAAGUUUAAGUACAUGUAAAUGUAUACAUAGGUUAUAACAAAACCAAUAAUACACAACAGCCACAAUAAACUCGUGCAUGUGUCUUACAAUGCACAAAUUUCUUAUGUUCAAAAAUAAGUUGGGCACCUCUCGUAGCAUUGCCACCAGGGGAGAGUGAGGCCAGUCUGUCCAGAAAUGCAGUAUAAUUAGGCUCUUACACUGUUUGUUAAUUCAUGUUUUGAUAAUAAUUGAAGACCCUUACACUUGGAAUGGACUGUUCCAAUUUCAAAGCAGAGCAAAUCCAUUACAUAAAUUUGGCAGGUUAAGGAUUAAGGUUAUAUUAUACUAGAGGUGUUAUUGACAUGUCUGUGUCACCAGUAUUAUAAUGCUAGGGUAUCCUGUACACCUGUGAUAUCUUACCUGCUACUAUAAUGUUGACUGCUUAAAUUUUAUUGAUUUAUAUAAAAAUUGUCAAAGAUUGUUAUCAGUUGAGAAUUCAAAGCUUAAUCAGUCCAUUAUUAAUAUGUAACACUGUGAGGGUUAGUAUGUAAUAGUUCAGUCUAUUUGCUGUACAUAUAUUUGGAAAGUCUGAUCAAAGAUUUAGUGUGUUUAUAUAUGAGAAAAAAAAAAUAAUAGUGGUAUUUGUUUAAAGUCAGACCAAAGAUUCUAAGUAUUCAUUUAUGUAUAGGGAAAGAUUAAAUAAUAGAUGUAUUAAUGUCAACUGAGACCAAAGUUACUAUGUAUUCAUGUAUUAGUUUGAGGUAAUACCAAAGAUUUUAUUUAUCUAUAGGCCAGAAUACAUAUUAGUUUUCAGCUUUAAGGAAUUUGUGAUUUUUAGCCUGACUGUUUCUAAGAAAAAGUUAAAUUAAUAUUAUUAUUGAAACAUUUUCAAAGUUACUGACAUGAAACUUGCUUAUCAUUAUUUUGUUUUCUCAGUAUGACUUGUCUCCAUUUAUUUUAUUUAUACAUCAUAGAUUAUCAUUUUUUUUCUUAUUUGAUAGAGCGAGAGUGAAAUACAUUGAUUUAAUAUUUUGUUAAGUAUUUGUAUAUUUAAAGUGGAAAAGUUGGGUGAGUGUAUAUAAUGUUAUAGUAUGAUUUUUUAUAUUUAAAAUCUAAUGCUGAUCUCUAAUUGAUAUAAGUAUUCAAGUAGUAUAUGGGUCUCUUUAGCGCCAAACAAACAGGCAUCCUUUUGUUGAGCUAUUUUUUAUUUUUAGUAACAAGCGGCUAUAUUUGAACUGUUUAUAGUAAUUAAUUUACAUAUAAAAUAAGCAAGGCGUCGGCCUCGUCAUUUAGAAUGACAUCAUCGUGCUAGUUUAAGAAAAUACUUUCAUGUUAUUUUUUUCUCCGGCAAGUGAACAUCAGGUCCUCUGCCUUUCCUCAUUUUAAACUCAGAUAUCCAAGCCUCCAUCGGGACCAUCUCAUUGACUCAACCCCCCACGGGAGCUCCAGUAUAUGAUCAAAAAGAAGUCAGAGCUGACUUUACGCGAAAAUGCAACAUUGAACAGUACUCAUCCGGCGAAAUUGAUGAACAGCACUAAAAACUCUGAUUACAAGAUGUGAAGCACAGGCUGCAUCGCAUGUUUCACGAUGUUUUAGACCAAACCCGGGAUAAUUUAGCAGGAAACAACUUGGGCCAUAAUGCAUUACCAAGGAUUUCACGACCCCUUCAUAGUUCACCUCCAACCCUGAGACCUUUUGAUUGCUAACAAAAUAAUGGAAAGAAUUGAAAAAGUACUAAACAGCAAACCAAAACGUAUCUAUUGACAAAAGAGUUUACAUUUAAAUAGUCAUUAUUGACUUACUCAAAGGAAGCACCAGGCGGAGAAUCACAAAACUUAAAGGGAAAAAUAAUUCAUUAAAAUUGAAAACGCAUCUAAUGAUGAUUAAAAAAGAAGAUCAGUUAUGCAUGGCGAGAUCAGUCAAGGAUAGAUGGGCGAAAUUAAACAAAUGUACAUAUAUGUCCAAGAAAUAGAAAGAAGUAACUAAAAAACAUCAAAAGAAUUUUAAUCUACAACUUGUACUAGAAAACUUAACUACAAACAUUUUAAAAAUAACAGAAAGUCAAACAAAGACAAUUAGCGGCAGCAAUCAAGUCAAUUAGCCAGAGUACACUCGGAUCGUCUCACCAGUUUAAAUGAUGUAGAGGCAUUCAAAGAAGUGUUUGGAAUGUAUUAUGGUGGACAGCACCGGACUGGGUAACUUUUUCAUCACAAGCAGCAGAAGUGCCAAGUGUGUAAAUGUGUAUUUACUUCAAGGAUGAAUAACACUUUAACACCAUUUCCAUUAUUACAGGCUUUUUCUUCUGUAUUGUUAUGGAAAACAUUAACACAAAAAACAAACAGAAAGGUAAAAUUAGGCGGCACUCCCAGUGCUAAAAAUAUUUGGAGUGCCUUCAGUGUUAUAGAAUUAUUAGAACAGACAAAAGGGAGAAUGAAGGUCAUCCUUGUGGGGAAUAUCAGUGAACCUCUUGCAAGGGACAUUUGUGCUAUUUAAUAGCAACUGAAAAUUAUUUUUUUUUUAUUUCGAAUGUAGUUUGGAUGAUGUUUCGGUUUGAAAUGAAUAAACCUGGGAGGAAGAAUGGAUGUAAACAAGAUAUGUAAAUCUUAUUUUACAUGUAGCCACUGUAAAAUGUCUUGGUGCGGAAGAGCGACAAAUUGUCCCAAUUUCAUUAGAGCUCAUUCAGUCUGUCCAAAAUGUACCAAUAAACCAUUAAACCCCUAAUAUUUGUGCACAAUAUGGUACACGCUGCAACAAAUGUGAUAAGUCUGACUUGUACAACAACUGACGAUAGAGCGAGAUCUACAUAUCAAAGUGAUUAACAGUCUCAACUUUAUACCUAUGAAACUGUCCGCCCUCCCGAAAGCUUUUGGUCAGAAUGAAUUAAAAAAAGGGUGGUUUCCACAUUUCUUUAACACUAGAGAAAAUCAGAAUUUUGCAGGUCUCUCUCCGGAAACUAAAUACUACAGUCACAAUUUUAUGAGUGAAAAAGAGAGAGCCUUUUUGUGAAAAUGGUUGAAUAAGAGAAAUAGUGAAGUGUUUGAUUUUAGAAAAGAAACAUUAUUGUAGGAGUGAUGAGGAUAUUUUGAGGUAAGUGACUGUUUAAAAUUUAGAGAGUUGUUGAUGAGUACUACAGGUGAAAGAAAAGCAGUAGUGAAUGAAAAAGGAAAGAAAGAAAAAAUGUGAGUUGGAAAAUAAGAAGGUUGUGAUGUAUGGAUACCUUCAAAAUUUAUAGACAGAAAGCUUUAUUUGCAACACAGAAACAAAGGGAUAGGCAUAAGAGGAGAAAAUAUCUACACCUAGGAAAACAUGGUAACUGUUACUUAAGUUGCGUGACUUUGCAGUGUUUAGCAGGACCGGUUAUUUACAAAUCGAUCACAUGAACCAAAUGGGAGGCUUACAAUGUUUGGAGUGUAAUUCCAAUGAUUGUUAAAACUGGCAAAUUUUCAUGACAAGCCUGCUAUAAAUAGACAUCCAGUCAGAAUCAAAAUUUUACCUAUAUAACCAAUAAAACCCUGGCAUUUACAAAUUGAACUUCACUGACUGUUGAUCUUUCAAUAUGGAAUAUUACAAAAAUCUUUUAAAAACAUUUGACACUUAUCCUAAACAAAAUGUUAUCCAAUAACUAAGUUGGCUAGUUUGUUGUCUCGCGCCAUGGCUAAUGUUAAGUCUUAGUUGGCUGUUCCAUUCCUUAACUUGCAUGUAUCUCUGAAGUUGCAUCUAAUGCUUGCCAUGUUGUUUGAAUAGAUAAGGGACAAGAUUUCGCCAUCUUCUAUACUCCAACAGCUAGUCUAUUCUCAUCGUUGAAAAAUGCUCAAAUCAGAUUACUUGUUAAGAUUGUGGAUUGUUUGCUAUAUUAGAAUGAUGUCAGUCUAAAUAUAGAUGCUGCUGCCGUGCAUGUUUUGUAUGUAAAUUAGUUACUAUAAAUAGUAAACAAUAUGGCGGCUUGUUACUAAAUAUAGAAAGAAGAGCUGUUUCUUUGUUGCUUAAGAGACCCAUUUUGUACUACAGUAAAACUUGUCAUAUGUGACUUUCCAUGGGACCAUAUCAAAAAAGUCACAUAUGACAGGGAGUCUUUUAAUCCAGGUUCCCCCCAAAAAAAUCAGUUGUUUCAAAAUGCUAUUUUUACUUGUUUGUCUUUUCUUUGAUUGUGUUUUCUUUGUGUUACAUAUAUGUAAUGUUUAAAUAUGGUU